AGGGCAACCAUGACGAUGUAUGAUAUGAAAGAGUUGCCUCAUCUGGUAAAACCAGCUACUUUAAUACUCGUUAUACUUCAAACAAUAUUUGUAUUUUCUCCUGGAUAUCGAGGGUUUCAAUGGUUUGUCAUUAUGACUACUAUAGUUCAGUUGAUAAUUUGCGUAUUAGUUUUCUUGGCUAUGCUUGCCGAUAUCACGGCACUGACGGAAGCGCCAAUGUGGCCAAUGGCGGAGAUGGUCUACAGUGGUGUAUUCGCAGUUUUUGAAGCCAUAAACUUCUUCUAUUUCCUUGUAAAUAUGUUUGGUCACUUCAACUUUUGGCUGCUACUUGGAGUGUUUGCAUCUGCUCUUUUAUGCUUGGUGUGGCUAUUCAACGCCUUCCAAUGGUGGCGUGCUCGUAAUCCAACAAUGUCUGGAAAUCAAGCCACUGCUGCACCUCCACCCAAUUUUGCGCCAUCGUAUCCUGCCGGUGUCAAUCCAGCAUAGAGGAGAGGUCGACUAUCGAUUUCGAUCCGCACAAUUGCUCCACCUGUGAUAGGCCAAACCAAUGCCUACCGUAUCUUCUCGUACACAAUUUCAAAGUUUUAUAUGUAUAUUGAUAAUGUUUUAUUGGUUUUUCAUGCUUUCUUGAAAAAUGAAUAAUGAUGAGAUAAAUUGCACGAUAAGGAAA
Molecule: messenger RNA, 670 nt
Organism: Cylicocyclus nassatus
Lineage: Eukaryota; Metazoa; Nematoda; Chromadorea; Rhabditida; Strongylidae
Source: the annotation of a GenBank genome assembly